Molecule: messenger RNA, 6020 nt
Organism: Poecilia reticulata (guppy)
Lineage: Eukaryota; Metazoa; Chordata; Actinopteri; Cyprinodontiformes; Poeciliidae
Source: RefSeq, a predicted model, not a curated record
AUGUGGGGGGAAAAAAACCUAAACUAUUUCUCCUGUCCAGUUGUACAAACGCCCCGGCUGACUGUGUCUCCGUCGUGGCUGAGUCCCGGCGCCGUGGUGACGCUGCGCUGCGAGGUGGAGCCUCAGUCUGCGGGAAGGAGGUUCUACUGGUAUAAAGCUGUUCCUGAUCUGUCGCAGAUUAAAUUCAGAUAUGAUUUGCUGCCUGCCAGCGUCGACGGGACAGUAGAGAACUCCUUCGUCAUUCACGAACAAAAACACACAGCAGCAUAUGCGUAUGCUCACCCAGCAGCGUCUCUCACAGUGAGUCCCGUCAGAGACAAACUUUUCACUUUCGACGAAGUCGGUCUGCACUGCACGGGAAACUCUGCUGAAUGGAGAGUGAUGAGGAUCGUAAAGUCAUCCUACUCAAACUGCUCCGUCUGGGGGACAAUGACCGGACCCCUGUGCACCUUCAAGAGCCGCUGGUUGCAUAAAGCAGUGUACUGGUGCGAGUCUCGAUCCGGAAAGUUCAGCAACGCAGUCAACAUCACCAUAGACCUUGCACCGUUGCUUGAACUGACUGUGUCUCCAUCAUGGCUGAUUCCCGGAACCUUGGUUAACCUGAGCUGUGAGGUCGAUCCUCCAUCUGACGGAUGGAUGUUCUACUGGUAUAAAGCUGUUCCCGAUCUGUCAAGAGAUGGCUACAGAUAUGAGCUGCUGCCUGAUAACAUCAAUGGGACGAGGCAGCACUCCCUGGUCAUUCAUGGACAGAAUCACACAGCAGGAUAUGCAUGUAGGGUGGGAUAUGGAAUCCCAGAGUUUCUCUCUCGAUACAGCAAACCAAAGUUCGUCUGCUCUCCAGUCUCCCAUCCAGCAGCUUCUCUCUCAGUGAGUCCUGACAGAGAGCAACACUUCACCUCUGAGUCUGUGACUCUGAGCUGUGGAGGAAACUCUGGUGACUGGAGAGUGAAGGUGACGAGAGAAUUGGGUUCCUCAUCGUACACCGACUCAUGCUCCGCCUGGGGGGCAAUGAAUGGGUCCUUGUGUGCCUUCAGCAGUCCACAGCUCUAUAAAGCAGCGUUCUGGUGUGAGUCUGAAUCAGGAGAGCUCAGCAACGCAGUCAACAUCACUGUGCAAGGCUCUCAUCCGACAGCUUCUCUCACGGUGAGUCCUACCAGAGAGAAACUUUUCACGGGCGACAAAAUCCAGCUGAAAUGCAGCGGGAGCUCUGGCGUCUGGAGGGUGAGGAGGUUCAGGCAGUCGUCCUACAACUCAGACAUUUCCGACUGCUUCAGCUGGGGGACCAUGUCCGGCUCCUCGUGCACCUUCAGCAGCCGCUGGCAGCUAACCGCCGUGUACUGGUGCGAGUCUGGAUUGGGACAGCUGAGCAACGCGAUCAACAUCACCAUACACGCCACACCGAAGAUUGCCCUGACUGUGUCUACACAAUGGGCGAGUCCUGGAGCCUCAGUGACUCUGAGAUGUGAGGUUAAGUCUUCGUUGCCAGGAUGGAGGUUCUACUGGUAUAAAGCUGUUCCUCAAAUGUCCAACACCUACAAAUAUUACUUGCUGCCUGAGAAAACCCAUGAGUCUCCACGGGACUCCUACGUCGUCCACGACUCGAAACACACGACAGGAUACGCAUGUCGAGCUGGAUGGGGAGUCCCACAGUAUUUCACCAAUUACAGCGAGCCAAAGAUCGUCUGGUCUGCAGAUUCUCACCCAGAAGCGUCUCUCACAGUGAGUCCUGACAGAGACAUUUACACUGUCGAUGAAGUCCAGCUGACAUGCAGAGGGAGCUCUAGUUACUGGAAAGUGAGGCGGUUCAGACCGUACUACCAGUCAGACGUAUCAGACUGCUCCGUCUGGGGGAAAAUGACUAGAUCCUCAUGUACCUUCAUCAGUAGCCAGUAUCACAAAGCAGUGUACUGGUGUGAGUCUGGAUCAGGAGAGUUGAGUAAUGCAGUCAACAUCACAGUAAACAGUACACCGAAGCCAGUCCUGACUGUGUCUACAUCAUGGCCGAGUCCUGGAGCCUCAGUGACUCUGAGCUGUGAGGUCAAACCUUCAUCUACAGGAUGGAGGUUCUACUGGUAUAAAGCUGUUCCUGAUCUAAAACAGAACAACUACAGAUACAAGCUGCUGUCUGACGGCGUCGACGGGACCGCACUGGGGUCCCACGUCAUCCAUGGAGAGAUGCACACGGUUGUGUACGCAUGCAGGGCUCGAAGAGAAAAAGAACAGUACUUCACCGAGUACAGUGAACCAAAUUUUGUCUGGUCCGCAGAUCCCCACCAAGCAGCGUCUCUCACAGUGAGUCCUGCCAGAGACAAACUUUACAUCGUUGACGACAUCCAGCUGAAAUGUACAGGAAACUCUGCUGACUGGAGAGUGAGGCGGUUUAGACAAUCGUACUACAAGGCAGAUUUAUCGGACUGCUCCAGCUGGGGAAAAAUGAUCGGACCCUUGUGCACCUUCAGCAAUCCCCUCUACCACAGAGCAGUGUACUGGUGUGAGUCUGGAUCGGGAGAGUUCAGCAACGCAGUCAACAUCUCUAUGGAAUCUGCACUAAUGCCCCAUCUGACUGUGUCUCUAUCAUGGCUGAGUCCUGGAGCCUCAGUGACUCUAACCUGUGAGGUUAAACCUUCAUCUGUGGGAUUGAGGUUCUACUGGUACAAAGCUGUUCCUGAUUUAUCAAAGAAUGGCUACAAAUAUGAUCCACUGCCUGGCAUUACCAGAGGGACCGUAGAAAACGUCUACGUCGUCUAUGGACAGAAACACACAGCAGGAUAUGCAUGCAGAGGUGGGAAAGGAAACCCGGAGUUUUUCACCGAGUACAGUAAGCCAAAUAUUGUCUGGUCUGCAGCUUCCAAUCCGGAAGCGUCUCUCAUCAUGAGUCCCAACAGAAAUGAAAUUUUCGCCGAUGAGAAAAUCCAACUGAGCUGCAUAGGAAGGUCCCCUAACUGGAGGGUGAAUAGGUUGAUACAGUCAUACUACCGGUCGGACUCGUCCAACUGCACCGUCUGGGGGAAAAUGACCAGAUCCUCGUGCACCUUCACGAGUUCCGACAACGACAAAGCAGUGUACUGGUGUGAGUCUGAAUCGGGAAAGUUCAGCAAUGCUAUCAACAUCACUUUAAAAUCUAAUCCAAGGCCCCAGCUGACUGUGUCUCCAUCAUGGCUGAAUCCUGGAGCCUCAGUGACUCUGAGCUGUGAGGUUGAACCUCCAUCAGCAGGAUGGAGGUUCUACUGGUAUAAAGCUGUUCCCGGUCUGUCUAGUGGCUACACGUAUGAUCUGCUGCCCGAUAGCGUUAAGGGGACUGUGCAGGACUCCUAUGUUGUUCACGGUCAGAAACGCACAGUGGGGUACGCAUGUAGAGCUGGAAUCGGAAACCCAGAGAUCUUCACCAAUCACAGUGAGCCAAAGAUCGUCUGGUCAGCAGAUUCCCACCCAGCAGCGUCUCUCACAGUGAGUCCUGCCAGAGACAAACUUUACAUUGUUGACGACAUCCAGCUGAAAUGUACAGGAAUCUCUACUGACUGGAGAGUGAAGCGGGUUAGCCAAUCAUAUGACCAGUCAGACGUAUCAGACUGCUCCAGCUGGGGAACAAUGACUGGAUCCUCAUGUACCUUCACUAACCCCCAGUACCACAGUGCAGUGUACUGGUGUGAGUCUGAAUCCGGAGAGUACAGCAAUGCAGUGAACAUCACUUUAAUCCAUCCACCACAGCCCACACUGUUUGUGUCUUCAUCAUGGCUGAGUCCUGGAGCCUCAGUGACUCUAAGAUGUGAGGUUAAACCUUCAUCUGUGGGAUGGAGGUUCUACUGGUACAAAGCUGUUCCUGAUCUAUCGCAGAACUACAAAUAUGAUCCACUGCCUGACAUUACCGGAGGGACCGUAGAGAACGUCUACGUCGUCUAUGGACAGAAACACACAGCAGGACUCUCAUGCAGAGGUGGGAAAGGAAACCCGGCGAUUUUCACCAAGUACAGUGAGCCAAGGUUUGUCUGGUCUGCAGUUUCCCACCCAGCAGCGUAUCUCACAGUGAGUCCUGCCAGAGACAAACUUUACAUCGUUGACGACAUCCAGCUGAAAUGUACAGGAAACUCUGCUGACUGGAGAGUGAGGCGGAUUAGACAAUCAUACGACCCGUCAGAUGUAUCGGACUGCUCCAGCUGGGGAACAAUGACUGAAUCCUCGUGUACGUUCAGCAGUCCCCAGUACAAUGUAGCUCUGUACUGGUGUGAGUCUGAAUCAGGAGAUUUCAGCAACGCAGUCAACAUCACUGUGCAAGAUGAAAAUCUUCUCCUGGUGAGCCCCGUCCAUCCUGUGACUGAAGGAGCUUCUGUUACUCUGAGCUGCAUAGCGAGAGAAGAAAACCAACUUUCCAAUGUGAUUUUCUAUCACAACGACAAGCUGAGGCAAAAUGACAGCAGAGGAGAGCUGAAGAUCUCUGCAGUGUCUCAGUCAGAUGAAGGUUUCUACAAGUGUGAACAUUCAGGGGAAGUUUCUCUUCAGAGCUGGGUGGGAGUUAAAGCCGGUUUAAAAAGGAGCAGCUCUUCAUUUCAUGCAAUGUGGGCCGUGGGACCGCUUUGUGGAAUCCUCCUCCUCCUCCUGCUGCUGCUUCUGAUUCGCUUUAUAAGGCUCAAAGGCACUUCCUACUUCUAUGACGUAGUGAGGCCCACUAAAAAUCCUGAAAACGAUUCAAAGAAGGAUCAAAGCAUCUCCUACUCACUCCUUAACUUUAAAAACACUGGAAACAUGAGGCACUAUCUGGAACCAGAUGACAGUCCUGUCAAUUCUGAUGUGAGAGUAGGAGCUGCAGGAAGGUCCAGUCUAGCAGCAUCCGACGCAGCCGUUUAUUCUGAAGUGAAAUCGACCUCUGGAUACUGAUGAUGCUGUUUGGACUCAAUGUUAGAGGGGUUUGUUCCAAAAAGACAACUUUAGAUAUAUAUUUUCAUAUGUACUUAAGUGAGUUAUGAUCCGGAUAUUAAAAUAUUUAAUUCAAGAUUGGUUUGAGAAAGCAAUGUAAUAUUCCAACGUGAUACAAAAUGCAUCCCAGCCAAAGACAAAAAUACAGGUUAAGGUAAAAUGUACCUGGUUUCAUGAUGAAAUCAGAAACAGGUGCAUUUAUUCCCGUUGGACUAUGAAAUGCAUAAAAUUUUAUAAAAAUUAAACUCAAUGUAAAAAGGAGGAGAUUUACAGAUUAAGAAUGUUAUUUUACAAAGGGAGAUAUUGAGGUUUACAUUCUGACUGUAUAGUUUUAAGUGAACACAGGCAAUAAAAACAAAUAUGUCACAACAGGGGCUUCUGAUGGGCAACCGCCCAGGGAGGCAUCUUGUAAGGGGCGGCUUAUGCUCCGCCAACCCCUGCGGCGCCCCCCGCUCAAUCGAGGGAUCUGAAUAAAGCAUCACUUGAUAGACUGAUGUGAUGCCUAGUUCAUUUACAUAGCUGCAUAGUGAAAGGGUGAGGGGUUACUGUGGUCAUACAUGUUUGUGAUUAAAUCAGAAACAUGAUCAAGAAAAUCCCAGAUUAUAUAACUAUAAGGUAAAAAGAGCAGCAACAGUGGGACUUUAGCAAUGACUGAAUAACAUCAUUCUGAGACUUGAAGUGUCAUUACAUGCAGAAAUAAUAUUUACCGACGAGAGCAACAAACAGAAGCAGCUCAAGUAAUGAUGAUGGGUUUGUCGCACUAACAUGAGUGUAAAAAUGUCGAGCGUUUGGUUUUCAUAACCACUGAAAAGCUAAAGAUUGAUAAGAUGAAUGUUUCAUAAUGCAGAUUUUAAAAUCAAUCUAUUUUUGCUUGUUGACCAGAUGUGUUAUGUUAUUAGGUGUUAAAUGGACAGGAGUCUUUCUAUUGUGAUUAUUACUGAACAUUCCUGCUGUAACGGUUAAGUUGUAUAUCAAAUGAUCCUUUGCUGUUUCUUGGCUCUGACUUGCUAAUCAAAUAAUGUUAAGUGAGAAUAAUUUUUUGUAUCUGUAAUAAAAAUUUGAGUUUGUGGUGAUUUUCACGUCUGCAAUAAAAACUUGAAUCUGUGAAA